CGCCUUGCUGACCACAUCUCACACAAAACUUACGGUACACGUACAAUGCAGGAGCCCUGGAGUGAUAGUCAGUGCCAAUAUACCGAACUUUGAGGCCAUCAGCCGAGAUGGGCGAUUGACAGUUACUAUCCAGAACACGGGCACACUUCUGUCAGACUACAACGUUGUGGUACUAUGCACGUCUGGUAUACUGCCCAUCAGUCAGCAGCUGCGCACUGUGGCCUCCAAUGCACUAUCCGAUCUGCAGUUCCAGAUUUCCUCUGUGAUCGAUGAGUCUGUGGCACAUGAGUGCACAGUUGAGCUUGUGAGCAGUCAGUUCAAGCUGUUGGAUUCGCGCGUGGUGGGCUUUUCGACUGAGAAAACUGAAGAGACCGACGGCACACAAGGAGGCGAAGCACCCAGUACUAGUCCCAGCGAUGAGAGCUUCUUUGGCGACGGCUCCUUCUUCGAUUCGUUCUUGUAA
Molecule: messenger RNA, 463 nt
Organism: Sphaeroforma arctica JP610
Lineage: Eukaryota; Ichthyosporea; Ichthyophonida
Exons: 3
Source: RefSeq, a predicted model, not a curated record